Messenger RNA from Angiostrongylus costaricensis, 729 nucleotides. Lineage: Eukaryota; Metazoa; Nematoda; Chromadorea; Rhabditida; Metastrongylidae. The record is from the annotation of a GenBank genome assembly.
AUGUCGAACGUCCGACUGCUUUCAUUCUCGUAUUCCUAUGCGGUCACAGAAACCGACGAUCAUGAUGCCAAAUUACCAAAUGAGAUUGAACAAGUUGUACGUCACAUGAAAUCUGGAGUGAUUGCGCAGACGCCGGUACCAACAAAAAUGCGGAAUAAAAAUGAUUGCUCAGAGUCUUCCAGUAAGUCAUCGCAGCCAAUUCCGCUGCGCGAUAUUGAGCGAGUCCUACCAAUCUAUCUGAAAGUUUAUUUUAAAGAAAAAGACAAGACCAAGAGAGCGCUCGUUGAGUGUGAAGUGAAAAACAACCAAAAACUUAUCGAUAUGCUAUCGGUGAUGCUGCCGAAAUUGAAGACAAUGAAAGGCCAAUCGGAGGCAUCUGGUCGUAUGUACUAUACUCAACGGAAAUUUCGAAAACCAGCCGUGUUAGAUUACAAAAGCUAUUCUAAAAUUAUAAUAGAAGAUCUCGCUGAUAUGGAUAAAAGCAUGUUCUUUGUUUUCGAUAUGGCCGGAAGGAUGGACAAGCAAUUCAACAUCACGGAAGUGCUAAAAGGCUUUCUAGAUGAAGGUGUUACUGUCUCCUCCCUAAAUGAUUUAUAUACUGCUCAUCUCAGUGAAAGUCUACAAGUAGUAGCUAGUGAUGUUGUAGCUGAUGACAUGUUAGGAAAUACUGUAGAACCUCAACAGUAUGUCGCUGCUGUCUAUCUUGCUCUGCUGCGCUGCCUAUCAUAA